UUUUAAUCGCCCUGGACAGCGGCCAGCUUCACUCGUAAUCUCAGCAAGUUAGAGCUCUGCGCACGUGAGCAACAACCUCAUUCCUGGAUAUAAGGCGCGAAGGACAGUGCGUGAGCUCAGCGCGCGGAGAGAAUUCGCCCUUUGUUUGUUGAGAGCAGAAGCGCGUGAGGCUGCCUGGGGAGAAGAGCGCGCGAAUGGUUUUCAAACUGUCGGGGGUAAAAUGAACCGUUAACGGCCGCUGAAAAUGAAGAGGCUUUCUCGAAAGCUGACUUUAGCUCUUGCUGCUCUGUUUUGGAUUGCCGCUUUUCUCUAUUUCAUAUUGCUGAAUAGUCGGAAAAUACUACCUGACCAAAGAAGCGAACAACCGCAAGUAAAAGAGAUCUCAGAAGCCGAGUGGGAUGACCUGCUGGAGGAAUUUGAAGAGAAAAGCUACCUCAAUGCUCACAAAUGGAGGCCAGGCCAAGACCCCUACAGCCUUUAUGCCUUCAAUCAAAGAGAGAGUGAGAGGAUACCCAGCAACAGAGCACUUAGAGACACACGACAUUACAGGUGUACAACAUUGCACUAUGACCCCAACCUGCCACCCACCACCAUAGUGAUCACGCUCCACAAUGAGGCACGAUCCAGCCUACUGCGCACAGUAAGAAGUGUGUUGAAUCGGACCCCUGUUCAUCUGAUUCAUGAGAUCAUUCUGGUGGACGACUUCAGCGAAGAUCCAAAUGACUGCCUUCUUCUCACCAAGUUGCCCAAAGUAAAGUGUCUUCGCAAUAAUCGUAGAGAAGGACUGAUCCGGUCCAGAGUUCGAGGGGCGGAUGCUGCUGGAGCUGGGAUCCUGACUUUUUUGGACAGUCACUGUGAAGUAAACAAAGACUGGCUGCCUCCAUUGCUGCAGAGGGUGAAAGAGGACCCAACCUGUGUCGCCAGCCCUGUGAUUGACAUCAUUAAUAUGGACACGUUUGCCUAUGUUGCAGCUUCCUCAGACUUGCGAGGAGGCUUCGACUGGAGUCUACAUUUUAAAUGGGAGCAACUAUCAGCUGAAAAGCAAGCCAGGAGAGCUGACCCUACAGCGCCCAUUAAAACGCCCAUCAUUGCAGGAGGACUUUUUGUGAUUGACAGAUCGUGGUUCAAUCACUUGGGAAAAUAUGACACAGCCAUGGACAUCUGGGGAGGGGAGAACUUUGAAAUCUCUUUCAGAGUAUGGAUGUGUGAAGGAAGUCUGGAAAUAAUUCCCUGUAGCAGGGUCGGCCACGUCUUCCGCAAGAAACAUCCUUACAUCUUCCCAGAGGGUAAUGCCAACACCUACAUAAAGAACACCAGAAGGACAGCCGAAGUUUGGAUGGAUGAAUUCAAACUGUUCUACUACUCAUCUCGACCAGCCGCGAGGGGGAAAUCUUAUGGAGAUAUUCAUGGAAGGCAGGAGCUCCGCAAGAGUCUCAAGUGCAAAUCCUUCAAAUGGUAUCUGGACAACGUCUAUCCAGAGCUCAAAGUCCCUGAUGAUUCAGAUGCCAAGUCUGGCGUUGUCCGACAGAGACAGAACUGUCUAGAGUCUCGUAUAUUUGAGGGGCAGGAUCUCCCAGUGCUCACACUCGCACCCUGCAUCGGCACCAAAGACGCACCAGUAGCCAACCAGGAGUGGAUCUACACCCACGGACAGCAAAUCCGCCAGCAGCAACUCUGUCUGUCCGUCUCCACCACUUUCCCUGCCUCUCAGAUCCUGCUCGUACCCUGCAACAUCAGCGACGGCAAGCAGCGUUGGCAGAAAUCUGGCACUCACCUGGAGCACCUGGCGUCUCGUUUCUGCGUGGACAGUGAGAUGGCUCUGGAUGGCAUUGAGAGCAGUAAAAUGCUUGUGAUCAGCCCAUGUGAACUGUCAGCCCAUACUCAGAGAUGGGAGAUGCCUUUCUCAUGAUCCUUCCUUCCUGGCCUCUCUUCACCUGUCAAAGCCUAGUUGAUGUCAUAGAUAGAUAGAGAAGCAGAGAGUGACAGACAGACAGAGAGAGAGAGAGAGAGAGAGAGAGAGAGAGAGAAAGAGCUCAGUGUGUACCUCCAGGAGGGGCUACAUCUGUGUCCUGCUGUCCUGCUUUAUCCACUCCCUUUGUCUCUUCAGCACACCCCAGGUAUAUGAAUGGGACUUAUUACCACUGAUAUAGUAACAUUAAUGUGUUACUUCUAAUACAAUUUAAUAGGCUUGGAUUUGAAUGCGUCUCACAUAUAGAUAAUCAGAAGAUUUUCCAGAUGAUUAUCAACAUAUAUAGUGGAUAUUUUUUUAGAUAUAAAUAGGGCUGCACGUUGCACAAUAGUCUUUGUAUCUCAAAGAUAUUAAUCAGGGUUAAUUAAAGUGGGUUGCACACUGGACACGACUGCCAGAAGACAUGGUACGUUCUAAAAUUCGAAUUUCUUUUAUAAAAGGUACCUACACAUACACUGCAGGCUUACGGUCUCUGGAGGCUGUUAACAAAUUUUUACAGUGCCACGGAGCUCAACGCUCAAAAUAGUUAAUUUGACCCAAAUCAUUAUUAAAGGACAUAGAUCAUUUACUUUAGUUAUUACUGGAUGAUAUAUUAUGUAUAAGUAUCUUUCAUAGAGACUACAUAAUGCAUUUUCAGUUAUGUUGUGUUGUGGUUUGACAGCUUGAAUGAAAGACCUAUUCAGUGCUACAUAUAUUUAGCGCCAUUUCUAAUCGUUCAGUUUGCACAGUUACACCAGUUUCAUACACAAACCUGCAAACUCAUCAACAUCAUUAAUUCAUAAAUUCUUGAAGUACCAAAACUUUCCUAACUUUGGAUUGCCAUCAGCUCGUAAUGUGUGUGUGAUAUUUGUGCCUUAGUCAUGCCAAGACCGGCUUCAGUAAAUGUUAUGUCGCCCUCUUGUGGUCUCCCAAAGCUAUUAGGAAUUCAACUGACAGUGAAUUGAAAGCACACAAUUAGGCUUCAAAUUGAAAUGUUUGCUGAUGUUAAUAUAAAAAUGUAUCGAUCAAAUAAUGUGCUGAUCAAUAAUCGAUAUAACAAUAUUUUAUGACAUCCCUAAAAGUUACUUUUAUGUUCCUAUCUGUCACUGUCAGUUGGCAAUGUAGACACACAAUUGUAAAAACAUACAUGACUGUUAUGAGGAAGUUACGGUGAAUACGGCAGUACAUUAUGCUUCCCUCAAGCAUUUUUAGCACACCGCUCAAAGUUCAAACAAUUUCAACUUUGACCUUUCGAAACAUUAACCAAUGAUUACCAGACCAUUCAGAUGAUGUAACAUUAAGUGCUGGUGCUAAAAUGCAAACAAGAUGUUCUCUGCAGCACUUUUCAUGUAUUUUAUUAAGUAGUGUGUUCAAGAGAACAAAAUUGUCACUUCUGGGGAAAUUAGAACAAAAUAAAGUUGUCUGGGAACAAAAGUGUGUCAGGCAGUUCUUGGAGGUAAUUUAAGCCAUCAUUUUGAUGACAAGCUUUGGCUCUGGAAAUUCAGAAUGACCAGAGCAACAUUUGAACAUUUGAAUUCACUCUCAUGACUAUUUUGAUGCGGAUAAUAAAUCGGUAAAUGUGUUUCCAUUUUAGUUUAAGUGCAUGUCUUGAAUAAAAAAAAUAUAUACACCUUAAGCAAAUGUGUAAGUUUAUGCACAUUUGAGAUUUUAUUUGCAUAUUAGAGUUUCCAUCCAGCAUUUUUGAGAUAUUCCAAAAUUCACACAAAAAUACAUUAAUGGAAACCCAGAUAGCAAUGCAAUUUUUUUUUUUUUUUUUUCAUUUAUAAAUAAACUGAUUUCUUCCUACCACUAUGUUAGAUGCCAAUUUUAUCAUGAUCAACCGCUGAAUUGCAAAUACAACAUUAAGGAUUUUUAAAACAGGAAAGUAUCUACACUGCUUUCAAUAAUCAACCAGAUGGAGGAAUCUCAAUAGAUAGUAUGUUAUGCAAACAUUAAAUUCAUAUUUGCCAUGAUGCCUUCAAAUACUGUCUGAUAAGACAGCAUUUUAAUUAUUUCUAUCCAGUAUAACUUAAGCAGUCUCCCUGUAUAUAUGUGCUUUGGCAGGCUGUAACCUCUGCUGAUUCUCUCCUCUGUC
This is a messenger RNA of Xyrauchen texanus (razorback sucker), 4043 nucleotides long. RefSeq names its product UDP-N-acetyl-alpha-D-galactosamine:polypeptide N-acetylgalactosaminyltransferase 14 (GalNAc-T14) (gene galnt14). The record is from RefSeq and is a predicted model, not a curated record. The transcript is spliced from 15 exons. NCBI's taxonomy places the organism in Eukaryota, Metazoa, Chordata, Actinopteri, Cypriniformes, Catostomidae. Bases 245 to 1909 code for a protein of 554 amino acids. Gene Ontology annotation, cellular component: Golgi apparatus.